AUACACGGCGCACAAAAAAAAAAGUAGGACUACUUAAAUUAGCAAAAUUUCUUACACAACAAUACUGACAACUUUGAUUUCAAGCCCAACGGUGUGUUUUUGGAGAAAUUCUUUUUUUUUUUUUAAAGAUCAGCUUUAACUUUUUCAUUGUCCAAAAUUUAUUUCCAUCGAGACUCAUUUUCUAAAGGGUUUCCCAACAUUGUAACAUCAUUGAACUAGUAGUAUAAUAAUUAAAUAUAGGAGUAAUCUUCAUUUUUGAUUAGGCAUAGUUCUAUUUUUAGAUCUAACUAGUUUUGGAAUAUAUUCUUUCUUUAGCUUUGAAGAAUAAUUGAUUAGCAAGCUAAAAUGGAAGAGUGGUUUCUACUAUACUGAGAAAUUUGAAAUCGGUGAGUGUAUUGACCGGAUGCCCUGAGAUUGAACUUUUGCAAGGCAGAUAACCCCUUUUGUCUUUGUUAAAGGUAAAGGAGUGAUUAUUUUCUGUGCCCUUCAAUUAACCGUUAAGUACUUCAAUUAAUGUGCAACUAAAUUUGAUCAUGAGUUGGAUCCAUAGGAGAGAUGGGGACAUUUCCAUAGCACACCAACUGGAAAAGAUUGGUGUUCCUUUUGACUUUUAUUGGUUUUUCUGUUAUUCUUUGCAUAAUACUACAUUCUUAGACCCUGUUUCAUCUUCUCUCAGGUAUGUACAGACCUGAUUUGUCUUCUUCUCAAGAUGGAUGAUCUAUCACGGGGCAACUCUGAGUUCCUUCCACUUCAGUUAUGGCUAAAUGGACGGGCAUGGAAAAUUAAGAGAUUUAAUUUUUCCUUAGGAAUCACUCUUUAUUUUGAAUGUGAACUUUUUUACUUUGCAGGUAGAAUGUAGGAGAUUAAUAAACGUAUUUAGAAUGCAAUUUUGAAUGAGAUACUUGGCUGAUAUGAGAUUAAUGAAUAUUUUUUUAUCUU
Messenger RNA from Rubroshorea leprosula, 939 nucleotides. The record is from the annotation of a GenBank genome assembly. Lineage: Eukaryota; Viridiplantae; Streptophyta; Magnoliopsida; Malvales; Dipterocarpaceae.